UUAGCUCCGGCUAUUUUUUCCACCAUUGAACACGGCCGUUCCUGGUGUUCCUCUCCUCUUCUCUCUUCUCUGUUCUCUGUUCUCUUUUCUCUGUUCUCUGCUAUCUUCUAUAUCUUCUUAACGAUAUCAUUAACACGCUCGUGGUGGAGUUUGAUGGACGCGUGCCUCUGAAUAUUAUUUCACUUCGACUUUGUGAACAGGUUGGCGAAUAGCUUUCGUGUUUGGUAUUUGCAGUCUGCGAUUGAGGCUUCGUUCUAGGUUUCAGUCGGCAUAAAUAAGGUUGAGGGUCUAUGUGCAUGUUUGGUGGCUGCAGGGGUGAGUGUGCCAGUAGGUUGAGGGGUGAGUGUCUGUGUGCUUGGUAGGGGUAGACGGUGGAGUUGAAACUUCUAAAGAAGUUUGAGUUUUGUGUCUGCAAUGGACAUGGAUGGGCAUCAAGAUGAGAGGGAGGACAUGGACUCACAGAUGCGGGAGCACAGGGAGGGGGAUUUGGAAACAGAAAAAUCGAGUAAGCAUCGGAGGAAAAGCAAGGACCAUCGAAGUAAAGACCGGUCGAAGAAAACCAGUGAUGAUGUUUCAAAAGACAAAGAGAAAGGAGUUAAAGAUUUUGAGAAAGAUAGAGUGUUGAGUGGGGAUAAGAGGAAGGAAGAUAGAGAUGAGCACGAUAGAGAUCGAAGCAAAGAUGCUAAGUCAAGGGAAAGAGACUAUGAGAGGGAUAAGCAUCGGGAAAAGGAGCGUGAGCGGGAAAGGGAAAAGGAGCGUGAGCGGGAUAGGGAAAAGGAUCGAAAGGACAAAGGGAAAGAAAAGGAUCGAGGAAAGGACAGAGAUGUUGAGGAGACUGAUAGGGGGCGAGAUAAGGAGCGAGGUAAGGAAAAGAGUCGGGAGAGGGACAAAGAUAAGGAAAGAGAAAGAGAGAAGGCGAAGGAAAAGGAUCGAGAAAAAAAUAGGGAAAGAGAAAAGCAAAGGGAUUAUGAAAAGGAUAGAGAUAAGGAAAGGGCUAAAGAGAAAACAAGAGAAAAGGAUAAGGAAGCAGAUAAAGUGAAAGAGAGAUUGAGAGAUAGAGAUCGAACAAGCAAGAAAGCUCAUGAAGAUGUCCAUGAGAGUGGUAAGGAUGAAGCGGAAAAUGACAAUGAAGAUAAUGGGAAUAGGGUUGAAGAUGAACAAGUUGCUAAGCGUACAUCUGGUGGAGUACAAGUGCCAACGUUGGAGCUUGAGGAGCGCAUUUUGAAGAUGAGACACGAAAGACCCACGAACAAGUCUCAGGGUGUUUCUGAGGUUUUAGCAUGGGUGAACAGGAGUCGUAAGCUUGAGGAUAAAAGAUAUGCUGAAAAAGAGAGGGCCUUGCAGCUCUCAAAGAUUUUUGAAGAGCAGGAAAAUAUUGUCCAAGAGGAAAGUGAAAAUGAUGAGGCUGGCCAGAAUGGUACUUACAAUCUGGCUGGGGUUAAAGUUCUACAUGGUAUCGACAAAGUAAUGGAAGGUGGAGCAGUUGUUUUGACUCUCAAAGAUCAGAAUAUCCUUGCUGAUGGUGAUAUUAACAAUGAGGUUGAUAUGCUUGAAAAUGUGGAAAUUGGAGAGCAGAAGCGACGAGAUGAUGCAUAUAAAGCUGCAAAGAAAAAAACAGGGUUGUAUGAUGAUAAGUUCAAUGAUGAUCCUGGUUCAGAGAAAAAGAUACUUCCACAAUAUGAUGAUCCAGCUGCAGAUGAGGGCAUGACUCUGGAUGAAAGAGGACGUAUUACAGAUGAAGCAGAGAAGAAGCUAGAAGAGCUUCGUAGAAAAUUACAGCGUCCUUUAACUAAUCGUUUCGAAGAUCUUGAACCCUCUAGUAAGAUCUCCUCAGAUUAUUACACUCAUGAGGAAAUGCUUCAAUUUAAAAAGCCCAAGAAAAAGAAAUCGUUGCGGAAGAAAGAAAAAUUGGAUAUAGAUGCACUUGAAGCAGAAGCAGUUGCCGCAGGAUUGGGGGCUGGGGAUCUCGGUUCUCGUAAUGAUGGGAGGAGACAAGCUGUUAGGGAGGAGCAAGAGCGAUAUGAGGCUGCAUUGCGGAAUAAUGCAUACCAGUCAGCAUAUACUAAAGCAGAUGAGGCAUCUAAAUCACUGCGACUGGAGCAAACUCUUCCUGUUAAAGUGGAGGAAGAUGAAAAUAAUGUGUUUGCUGCUGAUGAUGAUGAUCUUCAUAAAUCUUUGGAAAGAGUUAGGAAAUUGGCCCUUAAAAAGCAAGAAGAGCCUUCAUCUGGUCCUCAAGCAGUUGCACUUCUUGCAACCUCCACCACCAGCAAUCAAACUACAGAUGAUCAGAACCCUACAAAUAGGGAGUCACAAGAGAAUAUGGUAGUCUUUACAGAGAUGGAAGAGUUUGUCUGGGGCCUCCAGCUUGAUGAAGAAGCCCACAAGCCUGAGGGUGAAGAUGUCUUCAUGGAUGAAGAUGAAGCACCAAGAGCUUCUAAUCAAGAAAUAAAAGAUGAAGUUGGUGGGUGGAUGGAAGUUAAAGACAGUGUUCAAGAUGAAAACCCUGCUGAAGAUGAUAAGGAGGAGGUAGUUCCAGAUGAAACCAUUCAUGAGGUUCCAAUUGGCAAAGGAUUAUCAGGUGCAUUGAAACUGUUCAAGGAGCGAGGAACACUCAAAGAAAGUAUUGAGUGGGGUGGGAGAAACAUGGACAAGAAAAAAAGCAAACUUGUGGGAAUCGUAGAUGAUGAUGGAAACAAUGACAGAUUCAAGGAUAUUCGCAUAGAGAGGACUGAUGAAUUUGGGCGAAUUAUGACUCCCAAGGAAGCCUUUCGAAUGAUUUCUCACAAGUUCCAUGGUAAGGGGCCUGGCAAAAUGAAGCAAGAAAAGCGUAUGAAACAAUAUCAAGAAGAGUUGAAGUUGAAACAAAUGAAAAACUCAGAUACACCGUCACUUUCUGUAGAGAGGAUGAGAGAAGCUCAAGCUCGAUUAAAGACGCCCUAUCUUGUCCUCAGUGGUCAUGUGAAACCAGGUCAAACCAGUGAUCCAACUAGUGGUUUUGCUACCGUUGAGAAGGAUGUUCCAGGGAGCUUGACACCAAUGCUUGGUGAUAAAAAGGUAGAACAUUUCUUGGGGAUAAAGCGCAGGGCUGAGACUGGGAACGGAAGCACACAAAAGAAGCCAAAAAUCUGAAAGUUUGUAUUGCCAGUAUACAAGCAAAUUAUGAAUUCUAUGCAUGGAAAGCAGAAUAUUGAUAAUUUGGUACAUUAGUUUACUAUUACUCUAUCUAAUCUGCUUGAUCAUAUAAUAUAUAUAUUUCAUGUAGAUCAAGAAUCUAAGCUUUCUGCUCUGCAACUCUGCAUGAGAAUCUAAGCUUUUCAACUCUGCAACUCACAUAAUUUGCAUUACUCCUGAGGUGGGUAGAGGAUAUACAAUGAUGAAUGGAGAUUUUUCUAUGAAUGAUGAAUAGAGAUUUUUCCA
Molecule: messenger RNA, 3417 nt
Organism: Carica papaya (papaya)
Lineage: Eukaryota; Viridiplantae; Streptophyta; Magnoliopsida; Brassicales; Caricaceae
Gene: DOT2
Product: SART-1 family
Biological process (GO): mRNA cis splicing, via spliceosome; maturation of 5S rRNA
Cellular component (GO): U4/U6 x U5 tri-snRNP complex
Source: RefSeq, a predicted model, not a curated record